AAAAGUAAGGUUAUGUUUAUAGAUUUGAUAUUCACAAUAAAAGAAAUAAACAUUAAAACUAAAGUCCUGUGUUAACCAAUACACUUUUGCACGUCUUUAAUAUAAAAUGUUUUAACCAAGUGCUUACAACAUUAUAAUUUAUUUACAAAAAAAAAACUACAAUGACUGAAGCUGCAGAUUCUAAAGAGUUUAAACUAAAACAUAUGAAAUGUGAAUUGAACGCAUUGAGCAAAUCGGAUGGAUCUGCAAUACUGUCUCAAGGUGAAACAGUAGCAUUAGUAAGUGUAAAUGGGCCGUUGGAUAUAAAAGUACAAAACCAGAGCAUUGAAAAAUGUUAUUUAGAAGUUUUGUUUUGUACUAAAGGUGGUAGACCUUCUGUUCCUGACAGAUAUAAGGAACAUGUAAUCAGACAGACAUGUGAGAUGGCUAUAACUGGUAGUCUGUACCCUAGAACUGGGAUCACAGUCACAAUACAAGAAUUGGAGGAUUAUGGAGGGCUUCUCUCCUGUGCAAUAAAUUGUGCAUGUCUCGCAUUGCUUAACUCGGGGUUAGCAAUGAGGUAUGUGUUUGCGGCUGUGUCCUGCGCUGUGGAUGAGGUUGGCAAUGUUGUACUGGAGCCUUCGUACCAAGAAGUGACAAAUGCCAAGGCAAUAUUAAACUUUGUAUUUGAUAGUCGGAAUAAAAAUUUAAUUACAAGCUUCUCGGAGGGGAUAUUCAGCGAGGCGGCGUACGAGGAGGCGCUGGCGAUGUCGCGCGCCGCCAGCGACCUCGUGUUCUCCUUCUACAGGGACAUUGUCACCAAAUAUUCUAAUGUUAUAUGAUAAUAAAUAUUAUUUUAUAAA
Papilio polytes (common Mormon) is the source of this 842-nucleotide messenger RNA. It is a transcript of the gene Rrp46, whose product is annotated as exosome complex component RRP46. The coding region runs from base 162 to 821 and encodes 219 amino acids. Gene Ontology annotation, cellular component: nucleolus; nuclear exosome (RNase complex); cytoplasmic exosome (RNase complex). The record is from RefSeq and is a predicted model, not a curated record. Gene Ontology annotation, biological process: rRNA catabolic process; nuclear mRNA surveillance; poly(A)-dependent snoRNA 3'-end processing. NCBI's taxonomy places the organism in Eukaryota, Metazoa, Arthropoda, Insecta, Lepidoptera, Papilionidae. The transcript is spliced from 5 exons.